Molecule: messenger RNA, 7134 nt
Organism: Lates calcarifer (barramundi perch)
Lineage: Eukaryota; Metazoa; Chordata; Actinopteri; Centropomidae
Gene: pde4ca
Product: phosphodiesterase 4C, cAMP-specific a
Exons: 16
Coding region: 1704-3971 (755 amino acids)
Biological process (GO): signal transduction
Cellular component (GO): cytosol; nucleus; perinuclear region of cytoplasm
Molecular function (GO): 3',5'-cyclic-AMP phosphodiesterase activity
Source: RefSeq, a predicted model, not a curated record
AACAUCAAGUAUCAAUUUUAUUACAACCCCAUGAGCAUUGUUUCAACAUUAGGAGAGAGACAGGCCUGCCUAGUUAUGGUUAUAAAGCUAUGACUGGACAGUCACUGUUUGGGGGAGGGGUUUAGUGAACAGCCAUUUGAUCAAAUUAGGUAUAUUAAUACUUAGUCGUAAGCAUAUAAUGCUCAGUACUUAUUAUAUAAGACUCAGUUAUAUAUCACUGAAAUGAAGAAAGACUGGGAGACAGCAAAGCACCUGCUGUGUAGUCAGAAAACACUCUCGAGCUCAUUUCUCAUUCUGAUGAAAUCUCUCUUUGGUCUACAGAUUCAUAGAAAGACUUAAUCUGUCUCUGGGAACACAGCCUGUAGAUUCAUGGCUCCUGACUCACUUUGCCGAUCUCUUGUCAGAUAUUUCCUGUUUAAGUUCUCAUAUGAAGCAUACAGAAGGUCGACCAGCUAAGGUUUCAUGUUUACUUUUCACAUUUCUGGUCUUCAAAAAUACACUGCCCCCGGCCAUGGGUGACCUUGCAUGCUGGUGCCUAAGCCUGUGCGUGAGUGCAUACUGUAUACGAGUAAGUGUGUGCGCCUGUGUGUGUGUGUGUGUGUGUGUUUGUACAUGUUCUUCGUUCUCAGCAAGCUGUGUCCCUAGAGCUACUUACUGUAAUACCCUAUCAUACUCAUCCAGUCAUCAAUCUCUUUACCUAGCACAGACAAGACAUACCUGACACACACACAUGAAUACACACUCCAUCUGGAAAGGAUAAUGGUACUGUGUCCAAAGAGAGGGUGCUGUCAUAUGAUUGUAUCAGGACUCAGUGUGUAUGUGUGUGUGUGUGUGUGUGUGUGUGUGUGUGUGUGAGUGUGUGAGAGAGAGAGAGAGAGAGAGAGAGUAGGAAGGGGUUAAAAUGGCUAAAACAUUUGGAGAAGGCAGGACCCAAGCUGGCUCUGAUCCCACCCCCUUUCUCAGCUCUGACCUCACUCUGAAACUUGUUCCCCCUUGUGCGUGAUGCACACACACACACACACACACACACAGACACUUGCUCAGUCACAUGCCUACAUACACGCUCGCUCACUGACGUACACGCUCGGUUGCUCACUCACACACACACAUCUCGCACAGAUCUGUGCACAUUCUGUGGGGAGCUCGGACAAAAAAAAAAAAAGAAAGAAAGACUACACACACACAUACAGCGCUCAGGGCGACUGUGACAGACUGGAGCAGGAGAGCAAGUUUGCCCGGGGAAAGGAAAGGUCUCUGUUUGUUCUGUGAUUAAAGGUGUAGCAGCCAGAGGGGAGAGGAGGAAGCAGAGAGAGAAAGAGAAUAAGAAGAGCAAGAGAGAGAGAGAGCAGACAGAUAGAAAACGAGAGGGGGAAGUGGGCAGCAGUGUUGCGCCACAUUUAGACCCGAAGCAAAGACAAGACAAGAUGUUCAAGGGGGACCGAUUAAUGGAGCUCUGCUGAGAGUGAUGAAAAGCUUUUUUUACAGCCUGCAAGGCAGACAGACAAGCAGCAGAGAGUGUGCAGCUCUCACAACAGGAAUCCAGGUGCUCGGGAAGGAAUCCACUCCAAAUUUCUACAUAUCUCCCAGGAGAAAACAGACUUUCGCCAGCAUACAGUAGCAUGUAUUGAUUCGCCCCCUUGGUCAUCCUGGCUCUGCACUGGAGCCACUGGUCCUAGAGCUGGUGUCCACUCCUGCCAGAGGUAAUGAGAACUCCUGGGAAGCCGUGGAGAGCCGGACAGCCCGACACAGCGAGACAGACGAGGAAACGGGCCGGGUUGUACAGGGAUGAGAGGGGCCACAAGCUGAGGAGAACCAAGAGAGGGAGAACAGCGGAGCGGCCGAGAAGAGGAGGUUUUGAUGUGGAGAAUGGAUUGUCAGUGGGCCGCAGCCCCCUGGACCCCCAGGCCAGCCCUGGCUCUGGUCUGGUCAUACAGGCCAACUUUCCCCACAGCCAGCGGCGGGAAUCCUUCCUCUACCGCUCUGACUCCGACUUUGACCUCUCACCCAAAGGUCCCUCCAGAAACUCCUCCACUGCCAGUGACCUGGAAGAAAGCUUGAAGCACUGGGAGGUCAACUGGUUGUCAUCUCGACAUACAGAAGACAUGAUUGUUACACCAUUUGCACAGGUCCUCGCCAGCCUGAGGACAGUCCGAAGUAACUUUGCCGUCAUAACCGGCCAACAAGAUCGCACAGCCAGCAAGACGCGAUCCUCAGGCAGCAACCCACCAUCCAUGUGCAAGACCAGUCUCGCAGAGGAGCCUCACCAGCAGCUGGCCAUAGAGACUCUAGAUGAGCUGGACUGGUGUCUGGAACAACUAGAGACACUGAAAACUCGACACUCUGUCAGCGAGAUGGCUUCAAACAAGUUCAAGAGGAUGCUGAACCGAGAGCUCAGCCAGCUGUCAGAAACCAGCCGUUCUGGGAACCAGGUGUCUGAGUUCAUCUCUAGCACCUUCCUUGAAAAGCAACAUGACAUGGACAUCAUGUCUCCCCCCACCAAGGAGAAGGACAAGAAGAAGCGGCCCAUGUCCCAGAUCAGCGGUGUGAAGAAGGCCACCCACAGCCCCAGCCUCGCCCCCUCCACCAUCCCUCGCUUUGGGGUCAACGCCAGCCAGGAAGGCCUCCUAGCCAAGGAGUUGGAGGACAUAAACAGGUGGGGGAUCGACAUCUUUAAGGUCUCUGAGUAUUCUGGGAAUCGCCCGCUGACGGUCACAAUGUACACCAUUUUCCAGGAACGUGACCUCCUCAAGUCCUUUAAGAUUCCUGCGGACACUUUCAUUACCUUCAUGAUGACUUUGGAGGAUCAUUACCACGCUGACGUGGCCUACCACAACAACAUCCAUGCUGCUGACGUGGUCCAGUCUACACAUGUCUUGCUGUCCACACCUGCACUGGAGGCUGUAUUUACUGAUCUGGAGAUCCUCGCUGCUCUGUUUGCCAGCGCCAUCCAUGAUGUGGAUCACCCUGGAGUUUCCAACCAGUUUCUCAUCAACACCAACUCAGAGCUGGCCCUGAUGUACAAUGACUCGUCAGUGCUGGAGAACCACCACCUCGCUGUAGGCUUUAAACUUCUGCAGGAGGACAACUGUGACAUCUUUCAGAACCUCAGCAAGAAACAGAGGCAGUCAUUGCGCAAAAUCGUCAUCGACAUGGUGCUGGCCACAGAUAUGUCUAAACACAUGAACCUAUUAGCAGACCUGAAAACCAUGGUGGAGACUAAGAAAGUCACCAGUCUAGGUGUCCUGCUCCUGGACAACUAUUCAGACCGCAUACAGGUUCUCCAGAACAUGGUGCACUGUGCAGACCUGAGUAACCCCACCAAACCUCUCGAGUUGUACAGACAGUGGACCGACCGCAUCAUGGUGGAGUUUUUCACCCAGGGGGACAGGGAGAGGGACAAGGGCAUGGAGAUCAGCCCCAUGUGUGACAAACACAACGCCUCUAUAGAGAAGAACCAGGUGGGUUUCAUUGACUACAUUGUUCAUCCCCUGUGGGAGACGUGGGCCGACCUGGUCCACCCAGACGCUCAGGAGAUCCUGGACACACUAGAGGAUAACAGAGAGUGGUACCAGAGCAUGAUCCCCCACAGCCCUUCACCCAACCCAGAGGGCCAGGAGGAGGGAGCCCUUGCAGGGGAAGCUUCAGCACCUGGUGGGGGCGCUGGCUCCACUUCCACCGAUAAGUUCCAGUUUGAGUUGACCCUUGAAGAAGAAGGAGAGUCUGAUACAGAGAGUCCACCUGAGGAGGAGGGGGAGGAGGGCUACAGUGGCAGGAGCGGGUCUGGACUCUCCAGAACUGAUUCUGGCAGUGGAUUUGAUGCAGUCUCUGCCAAGAUUCACCGGCUCCCCAAAAUGCUCACUACUGAUUCAGGCAGGACGUUUUCUUUAGACUCUGACAAAGAUAUGGCAGAAGAAAGAGAAACAGACGAGGAGAGCGUCUCUGGUGUACCACGUUUCAGACUUGGCACAUAGCACCAGUCAAAAGAUUUUCUUUUGGCCUUUUUUCAUUUAUUUUUCUUGAUUUUCAGUGCCUCAUCCUCUGUCACGCCCCUUCUCCCACUCCAACCAAACACCACCACCACCACCUCUGGUUUCCGUGGACAGGGUGACAGCAAGCCUUGGGAUGCGGAGUACAGGAGUGCGGGCGGGUUUGGGAGGGUGUUAAGAAAGUCUGCCGUUUUACACAGCAGUCACUUGCACUGUAGAGAGACAGACAGACUGAAAGAGGACAGGAAACCAAGUUUCUGACCAGUCCUUUGUGUUCUGUGUCUUUCAGUCAGACUUACUGUGGAUAAAGUUCUACAGAGACAGUGAGAAGUUUAUUAACAAAAGCUUCCCUUCUUACCAGCCAACCCAAGGUCUACUACAACUAAUGACAGAACUGUCUUCCUCUUUUGGAGUAUUUGUGAAAAAUGUGAGGAAGUGAUGAAUAACCGUGAAAACACAACAAACUCUUGUAAGACAUCUUGCCAAACUUGCAAUUUACAGGGACAAUGCUGUUUUGCCCGCCUUUUUAGUUUUUUUUCUGUUUGUUUGUUUAUUUUGUUGUCCUUUAUUUAGGUCCAUACACCAUGAAAUACAGUAAAUGAAGAUUCAGUAAACAGCAGAGUCCAAAGCAGUGAAGGCAAAGUAAUGUCAGAGAGAAGCUGUGCAUGAGUUUAUGCAGAACACUUUAAAUGUAGCAGACAUUUUGAGUGACUCUAUCAUUAUUGUUGUAUAUGUAACGCUCCUGUCAGCCGGUGUUGCACAGCCCAUUUAACUGUGUUCAGCAGGCAGUUGUUUUGAAACAGGAAUAUGAUUAUAAUGAAUGGGCUGGCAGUACAUAUUAUAUAGAGAUUUUCAGUUGUUUCAGGCUUACUAUUCCCAUUUUUUAUAAUCCUACUGUCAGCAACAAAACUGAGCCACAGUCAGCGUAGUGUUGUACAGUCAGAGUUACAUCUAAAGCAAUGUGGGCUAUGUACAUGGCGCCCCCCAGUGUCCAAAAAUGGAACUGAAGCUCUGGCAUCAGAUGCGAAUGAUUUGCAUGGUUUUGCAUAGGCCUAUAUGGAAAAUACAUUCAAAAUGUAUUCAACUGUAGGACUACCCAAAAUAUCAGUUACCUUUCAGUUUUGUUGCUCUUUUGAUUUUUUUUUAUUUAUUUUUUUUUAUUAUCUUUCAGUAAUGUUUGUUUGAAUUCUUUAUAUUUGGCACCCAUUUUUAUCAGUUUGCCUUCAAGUUUAGCACUUUACAGUUUUGUUCAUAGCUAGCCCUCAUUGUGGUUUUUAAGGGCUUGAGCCAAAACAUGAACACACUGGAGGCUGUUGACUGAGAAACAGUUUGUCAUUGGCUGUAAAGCAACCAGCACAAACAUCAUGCAAAAAAACAAAACACUACAGCACAAAUGCUAUCCAUUCAGAUCCAUUAUUGUUACUACAUUAAGUGUCAAAAGCAGCAUCCACCUACCGAAAUACUGAUUUUGGUUACAUCCACUUCCAUAAAUUACCUGACUGAUAAGGGCAGUGUAUAGGAGGCACAAGUGUUGCAAAGAUAUAUGUUCACAUCAACUGUAACUGUAAAAACCCAGGAGGUUAGAGACAGUUUCCUGUGCCAGAAUUUUUUUUCAUCUUUUUCCUUUCAUUGAUCAAUAUUUAGCUCUUCAUAGGGACAUAGUCAAUGACAAAACAAAACAAGUGCCAAGCAAGCAUGACACAACCCGUACUGUAAUUUCCAUUUUGCCACUGGCUACUUUCCAUCAGUGACUGAUAAAAUUGGUUGAUUGUAGCACCCUGUGUGCCAAUCUGACCCUAGUGUCUCUGUUCUCUCUCUCUUUAUUUCUAACUCCUCUUCAAACAGUAACUGAAACUGAUGUUGUCUUAAAACAGUGAUGUGUUUUUUGUGUGUGUGAAUGACUGGGUUGACUUUUUUAAAAAUGUAUUUGCUAAGAAAAAAAACCAAAGCACUUUGUAUGGUACUUUUACAGUUCUGCACUUCCAGUACAGUUGAACAUGUAUAAUGUGACUGUUUCACUGUUUUUCUGUUGGCAAACGGCCUGGUGAUCGAGUUGAAUUGCACGGGCUGGGCCACUACAGCUCUUAAAGGUUGGAUGUUGGAGGGACUGAAGUUGUUUUUUUUUUCUCUCUCUCUCUCUUUUUAUAAUUGACUGUACAAAAAAAGGUGUUUUGUUGAAAUGCAUGACAUUGGCUGCAGGAUUCAAAGAAAAUGAAGACUAUAUAGAGUACUUGCAAAACAUAGCCUGUGGAGAAACUUAUUUUAUUUUAUUACAGUGAAACAGAGUAAAUCGUGUUUUAAUGUGUGAAGGAGCCGAAAGUUUUUUUGACGCCUUAUUUUGAAACUUGGGAUUCUUUUUUUCUGGUCAUGGAUAUGUUCACUGACAUGCUGGAGUUAAACAUGUGCAAUCCUUUUCUGUAGCCAUAAACAGCACCAAACAGACCAACACUCAAGGAUGCCUUCAACACUAAGGACUAUUUAACAACUGCUUAACCAGCACAACAUGCAAGGACUCAGUCUGUCUCUCUGCGUGUCUCUAAUUGUUUGAUUAUGUACAUUCUCCUCACAGUGCUUCAUGUACAGAUUAUUUAUUAUUUCUAUAUUAUCUGUCAGAGACGAUGGAGCAAUAGACUUUUUUUAGUCUGAGGUUUAGUGCUUAUGUUUAGCUUGAUGUGUGAGAAAGUCAAACGAGACAGAUUUCAACUGUUGUUCAGUUUUUCUCCUCCUCGUUUCAUUUCUUUAUGUCUGCAAGUAACAUUAUACAUAAGCAAAAAUACUCUUUCAUCUUUUUCUUGGUAUAAAAAUAGAUAAGUGACAGAUUUCCGUCUGGGUUUUCUGAAACAUCUGUCCUUUCCUUGUCUUCCUCUGUUUCCACUGAUCUGGUCAGAUCACGUAUUCAUGAAGGAUCUUACAGUAAUCGUGCUGAUCUGAGACUUUUCUCAUUCAUAGUGAAGAUAAUUUAGUCACAUGGCCUCAACAUUCAUCCUAGAUCAGUAUUUCUUUUCUUAGAGAUUUUAUGAAUAUGGGUCAUGAAGUGAGACUCUGCAGCUUUGACAAUCCAAACUCUGCUGUUUAACUGCGGGUGUGUUCGUCCUCUCUCCAACUAGAACUGUAUGCCUUGCCAAUAAAGGAAAAACUCUUCACUCUU